Molecule: messenger RNA, 381 nt
Organism: Aphanomyces astaci
Lineage: Eukaryota; Oomycota; Saprolegniomycetes; Saprolegniales; Verrucalvaceae
Exons: 2
Coding region: 1-381 (126 amino acids)
Source: RefSeq, a predicted model, not a curated record
AUGUUGUUGCUCUUCUACACGGCAGCGGUCGAAGCGAAAACGCUUCAAGAGCUAUUUGCCCUGACUCCCAGUACGUUUUCCCGGGUUUUAUGCCGUGCGGAGACAGCACUUGCAGCAGCGCUGAAGCAUGCCAAAGGCUGCGAUCAUGUGGCCAUCAAAGGCAAACACGUCGUCCACUUGUGGACGACGUGUUUGCUUUCGUUGACGGCAAGAGCCUACGCGUUCAAGAACCAUCGAGCAUUGAUCCCCAAAAUACCCAUUACAACGUUGAUGUUGUUCUCGACGAUCAUCCCUAUCACGACGCUCUUCUUCUGCUCUACGAUCGCGUUCUUGGCGCACUUCUUCCACUUUGCGCUCGUCCAUCGCGAUCAUUAUCAAUAA